UCCUCCCUCCCACCGGCCUCCAUCAUGGCUCCUGUGUGCCGGUUCUCCUGCUGCCUGCUGGUCCUGCUGGUUCUGCUGGUUCUCCCCGCCGUCCGGAGCUCGUUCCCCCGCAGCGGAGGCAGCAGCGGGGUGGACUGCGGCCCCGGGAAGGCCGUCGACUGCCCAGAUCUGUCGGAGAAGAAGAGCGACCUGCGAGUGUGUGACGCCGGGACGUGUCGCUUCGGAGGAACCUGCCAAAACGGAGCCGACAUCAAGUGUGUGUGCCAGUUCCACUGUCAUAAGAAGUACGUCCCUGUGUGCGGGUCCAACGGAGACACCUACCAGAACGAGUGUUUCCUCAGGAGAGCCGCCUGCAAGAAACAGAGAGCCAUCAGCAUCGUGUCAGAGGGACCCUGUUACCACGACGGAGCGUCAGGAUCUGGUGAUGGAGAUGAUGAAGGCUCUGGUCGAGGGAAAAAGGUCUCCAAAUGUGGAAACUGCAAGUUUGGAGCCGAAUGUGAUGAAGACUCUGAAGAUAUGCUCUGCAUGUGUAACAUCGUGUGUAACGGCCACAACGACAACCCGGUGUGCGGCGGCGACGGCGUCACCUACGACACGCCGUGCCACGUCCGAGAGGCGUCCUGCCUCAAACAGCUGAAGAUCGACAUCAAACACGUGGGCCGUUGUCAAGAUAAAAGUAGGAAGGACGACAGCAUGAAGACCAAACCAGACAUCUACGCUGUGUCCAAGCCUGGUGAGGGGGAGGGGUUUGCGGACAGCCACGCCCCCUGUCCUGAAGACUACGCCCAGUUCUGUGAACACGGCCAAUGUGAGAUGAGACAGAACCUUCCCACCUGCAGGUGUGAGGCGGCGUACGGAGGGCCUCAGUGUGAUCAGCUCCUGGACUUUAACAUCCUGUACGUGGUGCCCAGCGGUCAGAAGCUGCACUACGUCCUCAUCGCCGCCAUCAUCGGAGCAGUUCAGAUCGCCGUCAUCGUAGCGGUGGUCAUGUGCUUCACCAGGAGGUGCAACAAGACGAAGCGUGGCCGGCGACAGAAGCAGCACCUCGGCCACUUCCCGUCAGGAACGUCCUCCCGGAUGAUGUAGCUGCUGGAAGUUUAGUUUUUAUGAAAUACAAGAAGUCAAACGUUUUCGUACCACAGACUGACUGCUUUUUUGAUAUCUCGACUUUUCGGUGCCUCUUUUCUUUCCUCCCUUUUUUAAGAAUAGUUUUUGAAUUUCUUAAGGGGCCUUAUUUUUUAAGAUUUUACCUCCAUAUUUGUUGUAUUUUAUUUUUUUUACUGUCUGCAGAUGACUUUAUGUUUCCCGUCCGUUUGGCUUGUGUUUGUGGUGACGCUGCCGUCCUCUCUGACUCUGAACACUGUGGAUCCUCCGACAGGAAACAAACGUUAUUUAUCUGAUUGUAUCGUCCGCAGACAAACUGGAGAACACACGUUGUGUCUUUUUGUUUUGACGCUGUGGGACGCAGAGCGAGGCCCUUUCUGUGCUUUCGUGUAGAUUUAUUUUGAAGGGAACACUCGUGGAAGUAAUAAGUACUGAAUACCCUGAAGUCUGAACUGAGUCACUGCUGAAUACUUACCGAUUCAUUAGACUUUAAAAAAGAUUAAAGUGUUUCUAAUAUUCACAAAACUAAAUUGCUAAAAUUCAAUUGAUCAUUUUCUGAUGUAAAAAUGAAAGUCCGGCUAAAAUUGGAUCGUUUGAAUAUUGAUAUUAAUAUUCAAACUUUGUUAGCACAAAUAUAGAUUCUUGUUUUUUUUUUAAGAGACCUUCAAGUUAAAAUAUGUUUUA
Molecule: messenger RNA, 1788 nt
Organism: Anoplopoma fimbria (sablefish)
Lineage: Eukaryota; Metazoa; Chordata; Actinopteri; Perciformes; Anoplopomatidae
Product: tomoregulin-1-like
Molecular function (GO): protein binding
Source: RefSeq, a predicted model, not a curated record